Molecule: messenger RNA, 1224 nt
Organism: Carya illinoinensis
Lineage: Eukaryota; Viridiplantae; Streptophyta; Magnoliopsida; Fagales; Juglandaceae
Exons: 2
Coding region: 125-865 (246 amino acids)
Source: RefSeq, a predicted model, not a curated record
GCCGGGAUAAGAGUAAAGACCCCAUCACGGGCCACAAUCACUCUUUCUCCACAAGCCCCGCACCCCCUAAAACCCCUCGACGGGUACUUUUUCUUUGUUUCUGGGAGAACCAGAAUCAAACACUAUGAGCUCGUUCAACAACACCACCAAUUUCGACAACCUCCUCCUCCAAACUCUGAUGGGUCGCCUCCAAAUCCGCCCUCCGACCAACCCGUUCAACUCCCAGUCCCUCGAGGACCUCCUCCUCGAUGCAGCCAAUCUCUCCGACGAUAACGAAGAUGAUAGUAGCAACAAGACCCAGCUAUCCAAAGAAGAAUCCAAGCUCGAGAAGGAAAUUGUUCGGGUAAUCCUCAGCGGAAAGACUGAUUCCCUCAAACCUAACUCUGGCCAGGCUGUCACCAUCGGCGAGCACCAUAUUUGCGUCGGGUUUCACGAGGAUACAGGUUCGGAUUAUCGAGUAUGGGAGUGGCAUGGGCAUAUAAUGCUCUUUGACGAAGAGAACGGAUACACGCCCGAGUAUAUAUAUGGAAAUUACUUUGAGAGGUUGUUGGUUAAGUCGCGUAGUGGUGAGGAGGAGAAGGUGGAGGUGGAGGAGGAGAAGGAAGAACAGGUGGGGACCUUGGGGCUGAGGGACUUGAUUGAUGGUGGGGAUACCGGUGGUGCUCGAAUUCUUCAUCGGAACUUGAAUACUGGUUCUCCAAGGAAACAAAUAUUGAUCCUAUGUUAUGACCUCCCAUGGAAGGAUUGUGAAAGAUCUGGGUGGACUCUGAUGGGGGAAGAGACAAGAGGACUUGAAGUGUUCUGUCGUGUGAGGGAGAAGAGAUGGGAAGUGAAGAAGGAAGACACAACUCAAAACGCAGCAUAGAGUAGAGGAACUCACUGUUUCAUAGUCAAAGUAAGCUUGAGCUAGGCCGCAGCGCACCGUUUCAAUAAGCUGGGAACGCACCGUUUCAAUGGAGCCAGACGCACCGUUUCAGUGGAGCAGCGUUUUAGCACCAGGAGUCUUUUGUCAUUUUAAUUUCCUUGUAGUUGUUUUUACUUUCUGUGGUUGUUAUUUCAAUUCCAUGUGUCUGCAAGUUAUUGGGUCAGUUAGUUACUUGUGGGAAAUAUGAGAGAAACAGAGAGGGUGGGAAGAUAUUCUGGACAAUUGUUGAUGUUGGAACUUUCUGGAGGUUUAAGGGAUUCCCUCGAAUGAACCCUAAUGACAAUAUGAAUUUUACUCUC